Molecule: messenger RNA, 4665 nt
Organism: Hipposideros armiger (great roundleaf bat)
Lineage: Eukaryota; Metazoa; Chordata; Mammalia; Chiroptera; Hipposideridae
Product: KIAA0825 ortholog
Exons: 21
Coding region: 246-3977 (1243 amino acids)
Source: RefSeq, a predicted model, not a curated record
GCAGUCGUCAGGGAGGACUGAGAGGGUUCCUGGCUGGAUUCUGGCCUGCGGGCCAGGCUCCUGUUAGAUCAGCGCCGGAGGUGGAGGUGGGAGACGGGUGCCUUUUGUAUAUUUUGGAAAAAAUUCUGCUGAAGAUACUAAAGAAACGACAGCCCUUUUACUGACAAAUCAGAAGGAAAUAAUCUUCUAUCCACUUAGGAUUGGAAGGCCAGCUCAUUCUUAGAGUCUUCUGAAACAAAAUUAGAAUGGAUUGGGGAGAUGAAUUUCCCCAUAAUUCUUUUGACCUACAUUGUUUGUUAAAUUCAUUUCCUGGAGACUUGGAGUUUCAGCAGAUCUUCAGUGACAUUGAUGAACAGAUAGAACAAAAUGGGACAAGCAUAGAACACUGCAUUAAAGAAAUACAGUCCGAAGUUAACAAAGAAUGUCCAGAUGUGCAGCUGCAAACAACAACUGACUGUUUUGAAUGGCUAACUAACUAUAAUUAUAAUUCAUCUAAGUCACCUUCUACUUCCCAUGGAGAUUUGAUAAAAUUUCUCAAAACACUGCAAGAUUUGUUGAAGAAUGAACAAAAUCAAGAAGAAAUGAUAUUGGAUUUACUUUGGAGCCUCUCCUGCCAGAGCAGUGUUUCAUUUCCAUCAACGCUAAGUGGACCAUCUUUCCAUUUGCUCUCUAGGACCUCUCUUCAUUCUGUUGAAGAUCAUUCUUCUGUGGAUGUAAAGUCUAUAUGGGAUGAUAUAAGGCUGCAUCUUCGACGCUUCUUAGUGAGCAAAUUACAAAGUCAUAAUGAAAUAAACAAUUCACAGCAAAAGAUUUCGUUAAAAAAUCAGUGCAUACAACAGCUCUUGUUUCUUUAUCCAGAAUCUGAAGUUAUAAGCAAGUAUCAAAACAUACAGAAUAAACUGUUGGCUACACUUCUGGAGAACUGCUUUCCUUCUUACAGCAGAGAAUCAAAUUUAGACUUAAUGGUCCAUGGAUGCCAAAGUACAAUGCUUAAGUUAUACUCAAUGAUAAAAGAGGAUUUUAACACACUGUGUGAAAUUUUAGCUCCAUCCUCAACAGUGAAAUUCAUUAAAGAAACUUACCUGGAUACUGUUACAGAAGAAAUGGCAAAAUUUCUUGCAAAUUUUUGUGAGCUGCAGUUCAAAGAAAGUGCUGCCCGUGUGAUUAAAACAAGCAAGAGCUCCAGCAGGCAUAGAGGAGCAGUGCAUGCUUUGGUUACUCCUGAGUGCCCAGAGAAAGGAAGAAACGUUUUCCUCUCCUUAAAUGAACUCAAAUUCUUAUCAGAGCUCGUAAAAUCCUUUUUGAAGCUGGAAAAAAAUGUUCAAGAAUUGUUAGAAGAAAUGUUUUUAUUGCUUAAGGUACCCAGGAAUACUUCAGGAAUUUUGGACAUAUCCAAUAGAGCAGCUGUAAUAGAGAAACAUAGAACAAAUGAAACCAGUGUCCCUUCAGAACAACUGCUACCAGUAAAAGAGGCUACUUCACUAGAUUUUGGCUGGAGAAAUGCAUUUAAAGAAGUGUCUCUUCCCAUGGCACAUUGUGUAACAACAGCAAUUGAAGAUUUUUCUAUAAACAUUCUCCAACAGGAACAGGAUGACAGGUCUUCAGCUGUGACCUAUGCUAUAAACCUUGUAAAUGUCCAACAAGUUUGGCAAGAGAGCCAUGUGGUUCCUGAGGAGGACCAACCAAAGAAAAUUGCAAAGUUUUGUUCUGACAUCAUGGAAAAACUUGACACAAUGCUUCCACUGGCUCUGGCAUGCAGAGAUGAUUCUUUUCAGGAAAUUAGAGCAAACUUUGCGGAGGCCUGUUGUAAAGUGGCAACAGCUGUCCUGGAGAGACUGCAAGAGAGAGGCAAGGAGGUUCCUUCCAAAGCACCCCUGAAAAACUUACACACCCUGCUCUCCACGGCAGUAUAUGUCUUCCAGCAUUUUAUGCAAUACGAUAAUUUGAUGAAAGAAAAUACUAAGAAACCCAUAUUUCUGGUGCCUGUCCAACGAUAUCAGGAAUUCAUCAACACGCUACAGUUUCAGGUUACGGACUACUGCGUCAGAGUUUGUGCUACAAGCAUUUUACAGGAUGCUGAGAGCCACCACUGGAACGACUACAAAGCUUUUUAUGAGGGGGAGAGAUGCUCCUUCUCACUCCAGAUGUGGCAUUAUUUCUUCUGGGCCCUUCAUCACGAUCUCUGGACCAUUCUGCCCCCUAAGUUAGCCCAGGAGAUUCUAACAGAAGUUCUGGAAAAAUCUUUGGGUCUGCUGGCCUGCAGGUAUGCUCGGGCCCAUCCAAGUUAUAAAAGAACUCCACAGAUAAGACUUGAUGUCACAGCAAUUUUAAUAUGCACUGAGAACAUGUUAUGGUCAGUUUGCACAUCUGUAAAAAAACUUUUGAAUCCUCAUGAGUAUACAGAUGAUAAAAUUUUUAAAAUUCAUACCCAUUGUAAUAAUCUGUUUACAAUGUUGGUCAUUUUGACUUCACCAUUAACUGAAUUGUAUCAGACCUUCCAGCAUGGCGUGGAUGAUCCUGCUCCAGGUUCCAAACCACUUUUCAAGCAGCCAUUACACUGGUUUUCCUGCAUAUCCCAUUUCCACCCUUCUUUACUCAGGACUCCAUCAGCUGGACGACUGACAAUUGAGGGUCAAUUGAAACUGCUCUUAUCCCAGCCAAGUUGUAAUUGGAACCUGCUUCUGGAAACCCUACUGCAUCAUGAUGGCAUUUUACUGAGAAUCUUGCUGAAGGGCUCAAAAUGCACCAUUCAAGAACAAGGUUUUGAUACAGAAAAUAAUCUGAACCAAAUACCCAGCUUGAUGGAAGCCAUCUUUAAAGUAUUAUACUAUUGCACUUUUUCUCCACAAACCUUUGGAAAUAUUUUUGUGAGCUACAUGGAAGAAGAACAAUUAUGGAACUUUUUAUACAAUAUUCCAGUGUCAACAUGCAUGGAGUCCGAGCUAGACAUCAUCCGAUGCUUGAGACUGGCACUGACUGAUGCUGUGAAGGACAUUGUACAGCAGAUCAUAUCUGUGAUGAACUCUGGGAGAAACUUUGAGACAAACCUAAACAAGCACAGUGUUCCUGAACAUUUGCGUGACAGCAUUCCAAAAGAAUGGAAUUAUAUUCCAAAAGAAAUCAAAAAGAAAGAAUCAAGCAAAGGCUUCACAAGGCUUGCUGCUCAGGCAGUAUCUAUUGUAAUCAGCAAGUUACCUACGGUGAUUGCAUGUUUGCCUCCCCCAAUUAAAUACUUCUUUUUUCUGUCUGAGAGAAAAAUGUCAAAAAACUUUGUUGACUUGAAGAAAGCUAGCCUGCUUGUCUGGAACUUGAUUGUAAUUAUACGUCGGAUAUUUGAGGAUGGAAACACUGUGGAACUUUUAACAGGUGCCUCCCUUGACAGAUGGAGUAAAGAGAAACUCAGUUUAAUCUCUGUGUAUUUGGAAAGCAUCUUGGGAGAGCAGACAAGUAGCCCUAAUCAAAUGACCCAAAAGGUCAUACAGAGCAUUGAGCAGCAAAAACCCAACUGGAUUGAAUGCCAAUUGCUGAAAGCAAGGAAAUUGAGCACUGAAUGUGCAUUUAUGACAAUAGAGAAAAGUACAGCCUUAGAAGAAGGAGAUAUUGCUCUUGAACUGACUGAGCAGAAAAUAAACAUGAUGGUCCUGGAUAUCUGCCACAAACCAGGUGGCAGCGAGUACCUGAGGCAAAUUUAUCACAUCAUGCGGCUCAAUGAGGAGUAUUUAAAAGAACAGCUGUUUUCUAUGAAUGGUUCAGAGGAAAAGCCAUUACCCAUCAGACCUUUGAAAACAACCUUGAGGAGUGUGGAAGAUCAGCCUUCUGCCUUUAACCCUUUCCAUGUGUACAAGGUGUUUAGUGAAAACAUGCUAGAUCAGUCAGCCAUUGCAAAAUGGAACUGGAAUUGGUCAAACUUGCUGCCAAAUUACCUGGGACUCGAUAAGACGACCUUCAGUGUGCUGCUCAAAAACAGGGCUCAUUGAAGAGGAUUGAUGAGUCAUAACCUCGGGCUCCAGAUGGUUGGUUUUUACAAAGAAAAGCAACUGCAUAGCAUCUCCUUUUUUCAACUUCCUUUCUGAGAUAUUGCCAGUGUUAUUUCCUACGUCUCAAAUCCCCCUUUUUCAUCUCAUCAUUCUGUCCAUUGUUGAAGGUUCAAAGCCAAGUGUCUCCAUGAAGCCUUUCCCAAACACACUUGCACCACGGGUAUCUCUUUCACAGACAGUGUAGCACUGAAUGUACCACUCAUUUUGGAUUUGAUAUGUGCAUCUUUGGACUUUUAUUUAACCAGAACUGCAUGUUUGUUUCAUCCCACCAGUGAUUUGUGUAUCCAGUUGCAGCAAACCCCAUCUCUUUUAUCCUGUAAUCCUCACUGCCCUGAACAGAACACUGGACACUGGACACUGAACAGCUGGAAGUAAUCUCUUCCUCCUCUGAAUGCUCAUACCACUUCCUUUGCACCAUUUCUGUGACCCUUAUCACUUCAUACUUUGUGUUGCAGUUAUUUAAGAAUGUGUUUUUUAUCUCAGGUAAAAUGGAAAUUCCUUGGGAGCAGAACUGUGUCUUAUGCAUCUUUAUAUACCACACUACCAUCACUGAAACAACCACAUUUAGAACCAAGUUUUCAAUUAAAUUAUUCAGCAAUUAACUAGAAUUUAUCAAAUACCUUGGUGC